Mollisia scopiformis is the source of this 1500-nucleotide messenger RNA. RefSeq names its product phospholipase A2. Gene Ontology annotation, molecular function: 2-oxoglutarate-dependent dioxygenase activity. The transcript has 5 exons. The record is from RefSeq and is a predicted model, not a curated record. Lineage: Eukaryota; Fungi; Ascomycota; Leotiomycetes; Helotiales; Mollisiaceae. The coding region runs from base 244 to 1263 and encodes 339 amino acids.
CCAUAUACCGAGAGAUCAGAUUUGACAGCUGUGAGCACCAAAAUUCUGUAAAUCGUGAUGUUGGGUUGGAGAAGAGAAGAAAUGCGAAGCCCUCGCUUGAUGUCCCGCCCGUAUUGUCCACUCCACUCCACCACAGCCCCUGAAAAUCUUCUUAUCAAAGAGCGCAAAAGAAAGAAAAAAAGAUACGUGAGGUCUCACCAGCGAGCCUCACCGAUUCUUUCACCCAGCGUGCCGUCGAACCCGAUGGACCCCACAGCCCUAACUGAAGAUACCCCGCCAGACACAGGCAGCGACCCAAUCGUGUCCCUGCUGACCGCCUACAACGAACUGAACCCCGCCUCGGUAGAUGAGCUCACCGAAGUACCUUCCCCAUUAGAGUACAUGCGCUGUGUCGCUCGCAAUCGACCCUUUGUUGUGCGAGGUGGUGCAGCAGAUUGGGAAGCUACCAAGACUUGGGAUGUGGCGACCUUGAAGGAAUUACUGAAGGGCCAGACCGUCAAUGUUGCUGUUACCAAGAAAGGGAAUGCAGAUUCUCCAACACUGGACGACGAAGGAAAACUGUUGUUCGUGAAACCACAUGAAGAGCAGCAGUCCUUUGAAUCCUUUAUCGAUUUUGUUUCCGAGCAGGAAAGAACUGGUGAUUUGACGGGAGAAGUCAGAUAUGCUCAGACCCAAAAUGACAACCUCAGAGAAGAAUAUUCAGCCCUGUUCACCCAGGUGGAACAGGAUAUCCCUUGGGCACGCAUCGCUCUAGAACAAAAAUCCGAGGCUAUAAAUUUCUGGCUAGGGAAUUCGAGAUCCGUGACCGCGCUUCACAAAGACAAUUAUGAGAACAUUUACGUUCAGAUCAUAGGACAGAAGCAUUUCGUCCUGUUGCCACCUCUGGCAUACGCUUGUGUAGCUGAGCGAGAAUUGCCUGCUGCAACAUAUGUGCGGGGUGCUGAAGGUGAGUUGAAGAUUGAAGAAGAUGGAGGAGAAAGCGUGCCAUUUGCUGCGUGGGAUCCGGAUGCAGAGCCUGGGAGUGAGGAGUGGCGAGGAACGAAGUACUCAAAGUACGCUGAACCGAUCAGAGUGGGUUUGAGGAAAGGAGAUAUGCUAUAUCUACCUGCAUUAUGGUAUCAUAAAGUUUCACAAUCGUGUUCUGAGGAAGGGAUAUGCUGCGCGGUCAAUUAUUGGCAUGACAUGGAGUUUGGUGGCAGCUUUUAUCCUCUAUGCGACUUCGUUCGGAGUACCGCCAAAGCUGCCCUUGGCGAAGGGGGUUGAAGAGCGAGAAAAUGUUCAGCGCUUUCCUCAACAAUCGAAGGUUACCAAGAAGUUUGAGCUGGAACUGUCAGAUCUGACUAGUAACAUCUAAUCUAAUUGACAAUGGCUAAACAAGUUGCCCAUACCAGACGUCAUAUACAAGGCUCCAUCUCCCAAUUCAGAUUUAACUAAGCAAACUUUUGCCAUCGGGAAUCCCGAUACCCUCCGGUCGCCAACGCGGGGCAACCCGCGCGUUCG